AAAAAUGAAUAUUCAAGUUUAAUUUUCUAAAGUCAGGUCUCAUAAGUUCUCUUUCCUUUUAAGAAUGCUCUUCGGAAAAUAUUCUAUAGUAAUCCUUUUGCUUGCUACCUUUUUGGUAGUUAAUGCACAAAAUGAAUGUGGUCCAAAUGAAGUGUACACAUCUUGUGGAUCAGCAUGUCCAGAAACUUGCAACAGUAAACCAAAUCGUAUUUGUACAAAGCAGUGUGUCAUCGGAUGUGUUUGUAGAGACGGUUUUGUAAAAGGAAACGAUGGAAAGUGCAUACCAAAAUCGAGUUGCUAGGUAUCAUAUCAGUUGGAUACCAACCGGUCAACUACAUUAGCAGGAUUUUUUAUGUUCGAAUGCAUAAAUUUGUAUAUGUUAUUGAAAAAGUGAAAGUGAAGCCAGUGUAGAUGCAAAGAAAUAAAACCUUAACAGCAUAGACACAUUUAUGUAUAUAUGUUUAAAUAAAAGAUAAUAUUAUGUACAAAUAUUUUAUAUAUUUCAAUUUAUAUUGAACGAUAACAUCACUUUGGCAUUACUUUAAUCAUUUUUAUCUAUUAAUAUAUG
Molecule: messenger RNA, 568 nt
Organism: Teleopsis dalmanni
Lineage: Eukaryota; Metazoa; Arthropoda; Insecta; Diptera; Diopsidae
Product: chymotrypsin inhibitor-like
Exons: 2
Coding region: 65-301 (78 amino acids)
Source: RefSeq, a predicted model, not a curated record